CACGCUCGAACACGAAGUCCAGGAUUGGGUGUGAAGGUGUGAUAGAAAAAUAGGGAGGGAAACCGGGAUUUCUCACUCGAAUUGAUUGUAACUGUCAUUCGUUAAAAGACAGCGUAUGUGAUGUGUCAAAAGCAAAGAAGUAUAUACCGAAGAAAAGAUAACGAAUAUAAAAUGGCUGAUAAAGUGACAAUAAUGAAGACACUCCUCGUAUUUUUCUCUUGUAUAUUCUGGGCAACAGGUAUGCUAAUAGUGGGUGCGAGCAUAUUGAUACGUUUUAAAUUUGAAGAUUAUUAUAUUAACAAUCCAGUAGGAGGUCGAACAAUGAUAUUAGCACUUGCUAUACUUGGUAUAGUUUGGAUGCUAUCUGCACAAUUUGGAUGCUGUUCUACGAUUCUAAAGCAUUCUGGUUUGAUCUAUCUGUAUGGAGCAUUUUUAACGACCAUAUUGUUAUUGGAACUUGGUGCAAUUACAUUGAUUUAUAUUUGUAUUCAGACGAUAAACGAAAGAUUGAUUAGCAUGUCAGCGUCUGAUCCUAAUAAAAUAUACACCGAGAGUUGUUGCCAAAUUAUAUUUAGAAUCGUCAAGAGUAAUGUCGAAUUAACGGAUAGUAUUAUUAUUGGACUAUUAUUAUUUCCAAUAAUUGGAGCAUGUUUAACAAGUUUUUUAGUCGAUAUGAUUAAUAUUGCAGAAAUUGAACGCCGAAGGACCGAUCGCGUAUAGGAUAGACAUUUCAUAGAUUAUCAAUAAAAUAAUCAUGUAAGUAAUAUUAUUCAUUUGUUAAAUAUGAUCGCUUUAAUUGUAUUAUUGUAAAAAUUAAUCAUAAUAUUGAAUAAAUCCAAUGUACAUCGAUAAUUCUAGACAAUUGAUAUUAUUAAUAAUUCUAAUCAAUAUCCAUAAAAUUAUAAUAAUUAUUGAUAUUACUAAUUGAUAUAUUAAAUUGAGGAGAAAGUUUCUUCGUAUUUUAAUGCAAAAGUAAAUCAAAUUUUUGAUAUAAUUAUAACCUUUCUAAAAAUACUCAGUAAUAUGUCACCUUUUAAACGCAAGCCAUUAUUAACGUAUUGAUUGAUUAAAUACUACCAAAGUUGUACGAUAGUAAUAUCAAUGGCUGAAAGAAUACAAAGAAACUUUUUUUCUAAUUUAAGUCAAUAUAAAUAUCGAUUUAAGAAAUAAAAUGAAACAAAAAUUUCAACAAUAUUUAUAAAUUAUAACUUUACGUAACUGCGAUAGUUGGAUCUUUGUUGAUCUCUACUGUUAAUUUUAUUCUUGUCAAUAUUAUUGAAGUCAAUAUUAUUAAAGUAUAUAAUGUUAUCGCCACUAUGCGUUUAUUGUAUUGGAAUAUAAGCUUGUAUUGGUUAUUUUCGUUUCACGCACAUUUAAUAAUCUGUUUCAUUUGUGGUAAAGUAAAUAGUGUUAGUAGACUGUGAAAUCGUUCUUUUCAGUCUCUCAUAUGUGUAUCUCUCUUUGAUGGUAACAUGUAUCUCCGUGCUAGAUACGAAGUCAGUACGAAUUUGUUUCACAAUAAAUGUAUAGAAAUUAAUAAAUAUAAUUGACACGUAUAAGAAUUAAUAUAUAAAUCUUCGACAAAAAUAAGAAUAUGUCGAAUAUUUUUUUGUAAAUAAUUAGUGAAUACUUAUAUAUUAUAUUAUUUUAAUACAAAUUAAAACGAAUUCAUUUCCACACUAUCCAUGAAAUAAAACUCCUACCGCUAUUUUUUUUUAUGUGGUUUCCCCUGUAAGACUAGUCCACUCUAAUCUACAUCGAUUAUUACUAC
This is a messenger RNA of Vespa velutina, 1771 nucleotides long. RefSeq names its product 23 kDa integral membrane protein-like. The transcript is spliced from 4 exons. NCBI's taxonomy places the organism in Eukaryota, Metazoa, Arthropoda, Insecta, Hymenoptera, Vespidae. The coding region runs from base 121 to 720 and encodes 199 amino acids. Gene Ontology annotation, cellular component: membrane. The record is from RefSeq and is a predicted model, not a curated record.